Recurvomyces mirabilis is the source of this 666-nucleotide messenger RNA. RefSeq lists its product as uncharacterized. The record is from RefSeq and is a predicted model, not a curated record. The transcript has a single exon. NCBI's taxonomy places the organism in Eukaryota, Fungi, Ascomycota, Dothideomycetes, Mycosphaerellales, Teratosphaeriaceae. Bases 1 to 666 code for a protein of 221 amino acids.
AUGGCAACCAAACCACCAACCCUGGCAGAAGUCGCCCAGAACAGGAACGCAGUCAAACUAGCCCGGGACCAACGAAUAAUCCAAUCAUGGCUCCCACCAGCAACAGCGACGGGGGAAAGCACAGUCACGACUCAAGAGACGUACGACAAUGACCAGGACUUCUCGGGCAUGAUGGACGAGCUAGGCGGCAUAGGCAGCAAACGCAAACUCGCCGACGAAGACGAUAUCUUAGGUGGCUUGAAAAGGACCAAAGUGGCUCGGGACGACAAGCUAUUAGAGCGAUUGAUUGGAAGGAAAGGUGCAGAGGCGAAGAAGAAGGAAUCACUGCAUGUCGCUUCGAAGCCCAAAGCCGUGAUAGUGAAGCCCGUGAGGACCGUGGAGGAGAGUGAUGAUGAAGAGGAAGGGGGGCGAGCAGGCGCAUUCAAGUCCAAAAGACGGAAGGAAGUGGCCGUAGAGCGUGAGCCCAUUGCAGAGCCUGAUGAAGAAGGUUCCGCCGAUGAGGAGACUCGAGCAGCGAGUAUGGCGAAGACAGCAGCGGCACCUGUCAUCACAAACCCAACCAAAUCCAAGACGACCAGCUACCUCGACGAAAUGCUCAGCCAGCGCGCCAGCAAGAAGAAGAAGAAGAAGAAGGGAAAAAAGAAGGAUGUCGUUCCAAUUGACUGA